This is a messenger RNA of Penicillium taxi, 1614 nucleotides long. RefSeq lists its product as uncharacterized. The record is from RefSeq and is a predicted model, not a curated record. The transcript is spliced from 6 exons. The coding region runs from base 1 to 1614 and encodes 537 amino acids. NCBI's taxonomy places the organism in Eukaryota, Fungi, Ascomycota, Eurotiomycetes, Eurotiales, Aspergillaceae.
AUGACAAUCACCUCAUACCAAGAGCGCGCCGCUGAAAAGCGUGCUCAGCAAUACGCCCUGAUUCCACCUGAAUGGCGCUUAUCGCCAAUCCCCUCGAUCGAUACCGAGCGAGAUGCACUAUCAUAUUUGCGACGAAUUCUCAGUCCUUCAGACCUGGCCCUUACAGAAGAGACAGAUAUCAACAUCUUACUAGACAAGCUUUCCUCCGGAGAAUUGACAUCGCUGGAACUGACGCAGGCAUUUGCCAAGCGUACAGCACUUGCACACCAGCUUACAACAUGCUGUACAGAGAUAUUCUUUGAGGAAGCCUUUGCCGUUGCGAAAGAAAUGGAUGAGCAUCUUGCUAAGACGGGCAAGACUGUUGGGCCUUUACAUGGACUUCCGGUUUCGAUUAAGGAUUUAUUCUCUGUGAAAGGCGUAGAUACAUCUAUCGGCUGGGUCGGUCUUACAAAUAGCCCUGUACCGACUGAUAAGUCCGUCGCCAGAACCCUGCGCAGACUUGGUGCUGUUCUUUACGUCAAGACAAACCUGCCGCAGUCAAUGAUGAUGUCCGACUCCUACAACCAUGUCUUCGGCCAGUGCGUUCACCCGCUUAACCGACACUUGAUUUCGGGUGGUAGCUCUGGGGGUGAGGGGUCUCUUGUUGCAGCUCGGGGCAGUGCUCUAGGGAUUGGAACUGAUCUUGGUGGAUCGAUUCGGAUUCCAGCUAGUCUGUGUGGAAUCUAUGGGCUGUCGCCGAGCCCAGGAAGGCAUCCUUAUGAGCGGGGAAGUCCUGGUCAGGAUAUUGUUCGUUCGGUUGCUGGUCCGAUGAGUGUAAGUCUGGCGAGCAUUGAGAAGUAUAUGGAAGCUCUGCCGAGUGCAUCACCUUGGGAACUUGACCAGCACUGUGCACCACUACCGUGGAGGAGCAAUCUUGCAUCUCUGCCAGACAGGCCCCUCCGGAUUGGAUUCUUGAUCGAUGACGGUGUCGUCAAGGUCCAGCCACCUAUUGCACGAGCUGUGAAGGAAGUUGUCGCUGCAUUGAGGGCUGCGGGACACAAAGUGUUUGAGUGGGAUUCAUCUUCGCACAAAAAUGCCUACGAGAUCUGGGAAAAGGCCAUUCUAUCAGAUGGUGGUGAGGGAGUGCGGAAGAAAACCGAAUUAACCGGCGAACCUUUGAUUGAGGGGAUGUUGGUUGGAUCAAAGAAAGAUAUAUUAACAACUUCGCAAACACAUCAGCUUAACGCGGAUAAAUACAUAUACGAGGCGGAAUAUCUUGAUCGUUGGGUUUCCUCUAACAUCGACGCAUUGAUCAUGCCAAACAUGCCCUGGGUGGGAUAUAAGCCCUGGACAUGGGUCAAAUCAAGCGCAUAUGUGGGCUACACCAGUAUCUGGAAUCUACUCGGAUAUGCUGCUCUGACGGUACCUGUGACGAAUGUGUCUAGAGAGCUGGAUGUUCCCGACCAAGAAUGGUUGGAUUAUGUCCCGAAGAGUACGAGUAACAAGUUUAAUAAGGAGCAGUAUGAUAUCGAUUUAGUGGAUGGUAUGCCUGUUGGUGUGCAGGUCAUUGGUGGACGGUUUGGAGAGGAGAAAUGUGUUGCUGUUGCUAAGGCAAUUGAGCAAGCGAUGCGAUAG